Gavialis gangeticus (Gharial) is the source of this 2017-nucleotide messenger RNA. RefSeq names its product fibronectin type III domain containing 8 (gene FNDC8). Gene Ontology annotation, cellular component: nucleus. Gene Ontology annotation, molecular function: protein binding. The transcript has 3 exons. NCBI's taxonomy places the organism in Eukaryota, Metazoa, Chordata, Crocodylia, Gavialidae. Bases 1244 to 1996 code for a protein of 250 amino acids. The record is from RefSeq and is a predicted model, not a curated record.
GCCUUUGAGCACUGGGGAGAAGGGAGAGGGGAUUCUUACAUGCUUUAGGAACUGUAAACAAAUCCCCAGAGGCUCCAAUGGUACAGUCUGCCUGUAUACUCAGUGGGUGGGGAGGGGAGGCUGGGACCAAGGAAAGCAGCCACCUCUGCAGGGUGGGUGGUUACUCCCGCACUCCCCUUUGCCAAAUCCUGGGUCUGCCUGUGGACACUCAUUUGAGUUUAGGCCAGGAGAAAGAAUAAUGGUAAUCAAGAACGUUGCUUCAGACUUUCUAUUAGGGCUGGUGAUCUUUGUUUUCUUGUUUUGGAAAUGGUGAGUACUGUGCUAAGGUACAGAGCCAUCCUUCUGUAAUUAUAUUUUCAGCAUCAAAUGCAUAUAAACCAUUGGCUUUCAUUCUGGGGUCUCCCAAAUCAAGGGACUCCCAAGUGGGUUCCAGCUCUAAUAAGUGUGAUGAUUGCAUUUCUGUGGGGCUAAUCAGAAAAGGGUAGAGUUGCGAGCCCAGAACGGGGUGAAAACAGCUCUCUUAGAUGUAAGUAAGGCUAUCUGAGUGCCUGGAUUUUUCACUUAAGACCCAGCUAGUUAUCUAAGAUGUUGCUUGUAACUGGAUGAGUUGCAAAAUUUCCCCACGGACAUCCUUUAUGAGGAUUGGAGUUGCUAGCAAUUACAGUAUUGCACAAGGGACAGAGUAAGAAGCUCUCUGCCCCAUGGCAGAGGCACUUAGGGCCUGAAUGAAAUAGGCUUACCAGUAUUGGGUUAGCACCUUAGUUGUAAAGUCUCCCCAUUGACUGUAAUAUGCUACCCAGAAUUAUUUCAAAGUAUCCCAUUGUUACUGGGAGUAAGAAGUGUGUCAAAGGCUAGAUAUUUGCUAUUCACUAUUUUUAUUCAUUGGCAUACAUAGGCUUUAUAUAUGUGGGAGAAAAUAUUGAAACAGCACCCGUUUAUGCCAGGCCUUCUGUCGGUAUGACUGUCCUCCACUGGGGAGGGGGGGAUGAAAUUGCAGGCUGUGCUUCAGCUGUUUGGUAGCCCACUGCAAAUGGUGACCUCUUCCCCCAUCCUUGCACUUCCUUCCCAUCUUUCUUCCUCAGGGGGGUUCCAGUGACUUAGGCUUUCAUUUUGUGGUUUAGGAGUAUACCAAGCCUUAGGUUGCAGUCGCAUACUAUAUACUGGUAGAAGAAAAGGCUUUAUCCCCUAGACUUCUGCCUGCUAAUACAGGGGAGCCUGACACUUCCUUCUAUCUUCUGUUAGGAUGCUUCUGGAUGACAUGGAGGGUUACUCUUAUCAUCAAUCCACCAGCCCAAUGUGGGGAAGAACAGAGAGCAGCGCAUCACUUCAUGGCAAUGUGACCACCAAGAAGUGGGAUAAUAUCCAUGGUCUGCUUGCUGGCUGUCACUUACAGCAAGGAUUAUUUGCCACAAUGGGUGGUCUCAGCUCUAGCUUGCCGAAUGUGGAGAUGGAAACAGAGUCCCGUGAGCCCAACGAGCAGCUGCCUGUCAUCCCCAUGGGUUUGGAUGAUGUGCAUGAUGCUAACGAAUCGGGCAAGCAGUCAGAUUCAAUAUUGCCCCAGGAACUGCCUGAACUGCCCUUUGUUUGUGAGCACCAUGUGACCAGUACUACUGCAUGGAUAUGCUGGACAGGUCCAUUCGAUAGCCACCAGGUCAGGUUUUACCAGCUGCUGAUCCAUGAAGCAGAAGUAAAGAGCACAGGUGUGGUCAGCAAGAUGCCCAAAACAUGUGGCUUCUCACAAGUAGCAGGAAACUCAAUUGAAUUGAGGAACCUAACAGCCAACAUGGAGUAUGUCUUCAGAGUCCGUGCAGUGAAUAUAGCUGGACCAGGGCACUGGUGCAGACCAUACAAGUUUGCAACUCUGGCUGCGGCUGGGAAAAGAUCAAAACCAGGCCCUGUCACUAUUAUAGUCCGACGGAAAAGAGGUUCACAAAAGAAUGUAGCUUAUUUUGAUGGAAAUGGAAAAGAUACUGUAGAUGGCAUCAAAUCUUACUAAAGGUGUUGUCAAGCCACUGCA